AUGGUAACUCGAAGUCAAAAAGAUAUCUUUAAGCCAAAACGCCAGUUUAACUUAAGUACCACGGUAACGAAGUCACCCCUACCUCGUACCCCUUUGAUUGCCCUUCGUGACCCGAAUUGGAAAAUGGCUAUGAAUGAUGAAUUUGAUGCUCUUAUUAAUAAUAAGACGUGGGAGUUGGUGCCCCGUCCACCUAAUGUGAAUGUUAUUCGUUCAAUGUGGAUUUUCUCUCAUAAAGAAAAGUCUAAUGGUGAUUUUAAGAGGCAUAAAUACCGUCUUGUAGGUGAUGGUAAAACUCAACAGGUUGGCAUUGAUUGUGGUGAAACUUUCAGUCCAGUUGUGAAAUCGGCAAUGAUCCGCACGAUUCUUAGUCUCUCUUUGUCCAAGCAUUGGCCCAUUCAUCAAUUGGAUUUUAAAAAUGUAGGGGAAUACAGUUAA
Molecule: messenger RNA, 435 nt
Organism: Spinacia oleracea (spinach)
Lineage: Eukaryota; Viridiplantae; Streptophyta; Magnoliopsida; Caryophyllales; Amaranthaceae
Exons: 1
Coding region: 1-435 (144 amino acids)
Source: RefSeq, a predicted model, not a curated record